Halteromyces radiatus is the source of this 955-nucleotide messenger RNA. RefSeq lists its product as uncharacterized. The transcript is spliced from 4 exons. Lineage: Eukaryota; Fungi; Mucoromycota; Mucoromycetes; Mucorales; Cunninghamellaceae. Gene Ontology annotation, molecular function: mRNA binding; metal ion binding. Bases 131 to 955 code for a protein of 274 amino acids. The record is from RefSeq and is a predicted model, not a curated record.
AUUUUUUUUUAUCCGUUUUUCAUUGAUUUUUUUUUUAUUAUUAUCUUUGCGUACGUUUCCUUUGGUUUACUCAUUAAUCACUUUUAUUCGAAUUCUCUGGUUUACUUUGCUUUCUUUUUGGUCAAGAUCUAUGCAUCCAAGCAAGAAAACACAUAUCAAAAAAGAUCGUUCAAGCCAAAAUCUUAUCGCUCAGACAUCCACAUCGAUGGCUUCUGAUUACCUCGCUAUGACCAUCCUUUGUACUACUAUCCCUCAAGAUGACAAAAAUGUGACACCACAAGAAGAUCCUCAAGAAAAAAAAGCAAGACUUUACAAGACUGAAUUCUGUCGUAACUGGGAUGAAGAAAAUGCUUGCAAAUAUGGGGAUAAAUGUCAAUAUGCUCAUGGACAAGAUGAUUUAAGAUAUGUACAACGCCAUCCAAAAUACAAAACUGAAUCCUGCAGAACUUUUGAAACUUUGGGUACAUGUCCUUAUGGUAUUCGAUGUACUUUUAUUCAUGAAACUCAUUCUCCACAAGAAGAUCGUUCUCUCUCUUCAAUCUCGACUUCAAGUUCAACCUCUACCUUAUCCAAGUCUUCCUCUGAUGUAACAAGAAAGAACACUAUAUCUUCAGAUGAACAAACAAAACCAACUCUUGCUCCAUCAUCCUCUUCAUCUUCAUUACAAUCAUACCCUAACAUCUGUACUCCUUUUUUACCUUUCUCUGACAAUACCACAAGACAAGUCUCUGAACAACAACAACACAGUCAAUUGGAUAAUUACUUUGUAUAUCGACAAUCAGAUCACUCAUCAAAACCCUUCUUUUUACCUCAUGAAUUGAUAACCGCAUUCAACAACUGCAAGAUGUCUGCUACAAAUUCCAAUUCAAACUCCAAUGGUUUCCAUUCUGCUCUAGGUUUAUCUCCUCCUUUAUCUACUGGAUCCAUCUGUAAAUAUUGGAAAGGAUAUCAAUAG